GCGCAUUAGCCGAGCACCCAGGAGGGUGGGUCCGGCAGCGCGCCACUUCCGUCCGGUGGACGGGCCAGGCGCGCGCCGCCUCUUCCGCCACCGCCCCCGCGAUCCCGGACCUAGCGCCAGCCCUAGCCGUGGCCUGGCAGCCCCGGUGUCGCCCUGAAGCGCGGCGGCAGCUGACUGCGCGUUCACGACCCGCUGGGAGCUGCGAGUCCCGCCGCCGUUAUGAACAUCCGCAAUGCGAGGCCAGAGGACCUGAUGAACAUGCAACAUUGUAACCUCCUGUGCCUGCCUGAGAACUACCAGAUGAAAUACUAUUUCUACCAUGGCCUCUCCUGGCCCCAGCUCUCAUACAUCGCUGAGGAUGAGAAUGGGAAGAUCGUGGGGUACGUCCUGGCCAAAAUGGAAGAAGACCCAGACGACGUGCCCCAUGGACAUAUCACCUCGCUGGCUGUUAAGCGUUCCCACCGGCGUCUUGGCCUGGCUCAAAAGUUGAUGGACCAGGCCUCCCGAGCCAUGAUCGAGAACUUCAAUGCCAAAUAUGUCUCCCUGCACGUCAGGAAGAGUAACCGGGCAGCUCUGCACCUCUAUUCCAACACGCUCAACUUUCAGAUCAGUGAAGUGGAACCCAAAUACUACGCUGACGGGGAAGAUGCAUACGCCAUGAAGCGGGACCUCACCCAGAUGGCUGAUGAGCUGAGGCGGCACCUGGAGCUGAAGGAGAAGGGCAGGCAUGUGGUGCUGGGCUCCAUCGAGAACAAGAUGGAAGGCAAGGGCAACUCGCUUCCAAGCUCAGGGGAGGCCUGUCGUGAGGAAAAGGGCCUGGUUGCGGAGGACAGCGGUGGCGACAGCAAGGACCUAAGCGAGGUCAGCGAGACCACAGAGAGCACUGACGUUAAGGACAGCUCAGAGGCCUCUGACUCGGCUUCCUAGAGCCCGCACCUGCUCCCCUCCCUGUCCUGGCCUGCCCAUCCCAUCCUCACAGCAAGAGGUUUCACAAUAAACUUCACCCAGUGGCCUUGGGGAGUUCA
Molecule: messenger RNA, 1025 nt
Organism: Capra hircus (goat)
Lineage: Eukaryota; Metazoa; Chordata; Mammalia; Artiodactyla; Bovidae
Gene: NAA10
Product: N(alpha)-acetyltransferase 10, NatA catalytic subunit
Exons: 8
Coding region: 220-927 (235 amino acids)
Biological process (GO): N-terminal peptidyl-glutamic acid acetylation
Cellular component (GO): NatA complex
Molecular function (GO): protein-N-terminal-glutamate acetyltransferase activity; protein N-terminal-serine acetyltransferase activity
Source: RefSeq, a predicted model, not a curated record